Blumeria graminis f. sp. triticale is the source of this 3114-nucleotide messenger RNA. The record is from the annotation of a GenBank genome assembly. Lineage: Eukaryota; Fungi; Ascomycota; Leotiomycetes; Helotiales; Erysiphaceae.
AUGUCUGACCCGGUCGGUGAAGAUGGAUGGCUUGCUCUAGUUGAUGAGGCCAGUCGAACCGCCGGAGAUCUUGAACGUCGGAUCGAGGUUGUGGAGCUUUACAAGCGUGCGAUUGCCGCGGAGCCGUCAUCCAACAAACUGUGGCUUGCAUAUUGCGAGUGGGUCUGGUCACUCUACAAAGACUGCCAGAAUAGUGAUGCUGGAUGGCCAGUAGAGGAGCAGCUAUUGGGCCAAGAAAUAUUUUCCUGGGAAAUGGCCUUAGAAGUUUGGCUUCAGGGUGCCCAAGCGACACAGUAUCGAUUAAACGACAGCCAUGUUCUUUGGAACAGAUGGAUAUCCAUCGAACUAGAAAAGUUGUCCGAAGAUCCCAAUUCGCAGGAUAUUACUCGUGUCAAACAGCUCUUUUUUGAUCGAUUACAAACCCCUCACGCAGCCUGGGAUGACACGUCGCAGAACUUUUCAAACUUCCUAACAAAAUACUGUGAAUCCACUUGGGAAUCCUCAAUGGUUGAGGUCACAAAACUAUCAGCAAAUGCAAAGGAGCAAUACAAACUCCGAGAAACAUUUGAGCUGAAGCUUCGAAAAGCUGUUGAAUCUAGUAAUAAUGACAAUGUAAAAUCACAAAUUUUGGAUUAUCUAAAUUGGGAACAGGGACAGGUACUCAAACAAAAUAAAAAAGGAAUGCUUUCGAUCUCAUUGCUUCUCUGUGUUGCCCUGUUUGAACGAGCGCUAACAUCUACACCUUUAAGCUUGGAUCCAUCUGUUUGGGAGGAUUACGUUGUAUUUCUCUUAAGCACCAAGGUCGAAGUUCCAGAAAUCUCCCUACCUCCAGUUCUGUCGAUAAUACAAAGGGGUACGAAUCAUUGUCCCUGGUCUGGGGCUUUAUGGGCUCGUUAUAUCCUUUGUGCUGAGGCUGAGUGCCUCCCGUUUUCUACCAUGGAACAGAUAAAGCAUGCCGCAACAAACGCCAGGGAUCUAGAUCGUGAUGGCAUGAAUGACGUUGUCGAAUUCUAUAUUGCAUGGUGUGGCUACCUUAAACGUCGAACAAUGGUAGAAGGAGCAACGGACGAAGAUCUUGAUGUAGCGGAAAUGGGACUGCCUACAGCCCUGGAGGAUGUUCUACAAUGGGGGAGAAGAAGAUGUGGUAAAGGUUGGAAUGGAGACCCAUUUUUCAGGAUUGAAACUAUAUUGAUUCAGCAUUUGACUCAAAAAAGGGCUUAUGAGGAAGCCCGUCGCCACUGGCGGAGUCUUGUUCCAGUUCAUGCUGAUAACUACGAAUUCUGGCAACAGUAUUAUAUGUGGGAAAUGAAUAUCAGGAAUCCUUCAAUGCCUCCAACCUAUGCUACAGCAGUGCUCGUUCAAGCAAUAAAUCGAAAAAGUCUCGACUGGCCUGAAAAAAUAAUAGAAAUUUACGUGAGGCAUUGUAACAACUGCGAAGAAGUGGCUACUGUAAUUCAUUCGCUCAAUACAGUUAGGCGGAUUUCUAAGGGUAUCGCAAAAAGGCGCGAGCGAGAGGCUGCAGCUUAUCAAGCCCAGUCGGUGAAGGAAACUGAAAUGACUGAAAAGGUAUCGAAUACUGAGAGGACCACCGAAGAUUCCAAAAGGAAGCGUGAAGACGGCGAGUAUUCUGACAGCGUUGCAAAAAAAUCCAAACUAGUAAGCGAAGAAAUAUGGAAGGAACAGAAUUUAAAACGUGAUCGCGAGAAUACAACUAUAAUCGUUUCCAACCUACCUGUUGGUGUAACGCAGACAAAAUUAAGACAUUAUUUUAACGAUUACGCGCACAUUAACAAUAUAACCUUGAAGGCAGACCCUGAUGGUUUGAGUACAACUGCUCUGAUUGAACUAAGAUCCCGAGUAGAUGUUUCGUCAGCUAUCAUAAAACAUAAUAAAUAUUUUGGAGAUAGACAAAUAUCUGUUAUGCCUGGAACUGGCUUAACACUAUACGUUACAAACUACCCUCCAGCUGCUGACGAUGCCUACUUUUAUGAAUUAUUCAAGGAUUGUGGAGAAAUACUCAGCAUUAGAUGGCCAAGCAUAAAAUAUAAAACCUCUCGUCGUUUUGUUUACAUUACAUUCAGGUCACUUGAAGGGGCGGCAGCAGCGACUAAACUAGAUGGUCUUUCCCUGGAUGGUUUCUACAAGCUAACUGCUGCGUACUCUAACCCUAGUAAUAAGAAAGACCGAGAGGGCGCUACAGCUGAAGGCCGUGAAGUUCACGUCAAAAGUCUGGACUUGAGUCUUACCGAGAAUGAUAUCAAAGAAGUUUUCUCGAAGUAUGGGACGGUGCAAAGAGUUAAUGUCCUGAAGAAACUAACAGGGGAGAGUAAAGGUGUUGCGUUUAUUUCGUACAGCAAGCAAGAAGAAGCCAAUGCAUCUCUAGAACUGGAUAAAACCAAGCUCAAAUCAUGUAUUCUUUCUGUCGAGAUUUCCAAGGAAAAAAACUUCAAACCCACUGCAACUACAGUAGGUAAUAACCUACCGAUGUUGUCAAUGUCAGACGAGAUUGCGAAGUCAGGUAAUCUAACAUCAUCUAUUCUUGAAAGCGGGGACUCCUUCGAGCAAAUCCGACAUAAUUCAUCACGUUCCGAGAUAUCUAAUCGCACAAUAGUACUUUUAAACAUUCCUGAUACUAUAAAUGAUGCUCGUAUUCGUCUUCUUGCCUCAUCUUACGGGGAGAUUAUCAAAAUAAUUCUUCGACCAGACCAUCAGGGUGCCAUAGUCGAAUACACUGACGCUGUAUCCGCCGGAAAAGCCAGCUUAGGUCUAGAAAAUUAUGAAAUAAUACCAGGACAUAAGAUUCACAUGGGAUCGUUAAAGGAUCUAUUUGCCGAUAGAAGAGAGAUCCGGGUAGACAGCAUGCAGGCUGGAAAUAGAAAAAAUCUAAUAGGCUCGUUUAUGCAACCCACAGCUCCAAUCAAGCGACCUAUGGCUUUUAAAAAAAAUAAGUUGUACCAAAAAAAAAAGUUAGACUCAAGUCGACCUAACUUGUCUACUCCCAUAGACACUGACGUACCGGACGAAAUUCAUAUUAACAAUGAUAUUUCUAAAAAAGUCAAAGAGAAAUUGACCAAUUCGGACUUCAAGGCAUUAUAUUCAAAAGAUGGAAGAUAG